Molecule: messenger RNA, 1407 nt
Organism: Mytilus californianus (California mussel)
Lineage: Eukaryota; Metazoa; Mollusca; Bivalvia; Mytilida; Mytilidae
Product: perlucin-like protein
Exons: 5
Coding region: 10-609 (199 amino acids)
Biological process (GO): biological process involved in interspecies interaction between organisms
Cellular component (GO): external side of plasma membrane
Molecular function (GO): carbohydrate binding
Source: RefSeq, a predicted model, not a curated record
UUUUAAAUCAUGUUCGUAGUCCAGAGUAUUUUGCUGGUAGUGAUCAUUAAAGCUGUGUGUAGUCUAACCUGUCUUUCUAAUGAAGCGAAGGAAGACUUUGAAAAAUCGAGAAAAGCAGUGUCUGAUGUACAGGAUAAUAUUGGCAAAGUCAUAAAUCAACUUAACACUAUGAGCCAAAAGAUAAAGAAACUUGACACUGAUUUUAAAGCUCUUGGAAAAGAUUUACGUAAAACAAAAUGGCACAAAUAUAACGGUCACUGUUACUAUUACGGUUCCGACUCGACAGACUGGUUUACGGCUGAAAGAAAAUGUAGAGAAAUUAGUGGUUAUAUUGCCAAAAUUGAUGACAGAGAAGAAAACACCAACAUUGCAGCAAACAGACCACAUAGUGGUAAGGAUUACUGGAUUGGCCUGACAGAUCUCAAAGAAGGGAUUUGGCGCUGGACCUAUGAUCAGUCGAAAGCUGUUUUUAAAACUUGGCAAUCUGGUUAUGGUGCUAAGGGCAUAAAGAGUAAUUGUGUGAUGAUAAAUGGUAUUAAAACAGUCUGGGUUGAUUAUGACUGUCAUUACAGAGCUUUUUACAUUUGUGAAAGCAAUUUCUGUUUUUAAAUAAUCCAUAAAAGACGACCACUAUAGAAGAAAAGAGAAGAUAAGAUGACAUUGAAAAACUUUGUUGUAACUGUUGAAUAAAAUCAAACAAAUUAUUUAGAAAACCUUAUUUAUCUCUGCAGCUUUAAUAAGAAUAUGGAAAAUAUGUAACUAACAAUAUCAAUCACAAUCUGCACUGUUUAUGGAAUACUUGUAUGGUAUUUUCUCGGAUGUACACCCAUUGGUAAGACAAUAUUAUAAAUAUAUUUAUUAGAGGUAUUGGUCACAUGACGUAGUAACGGUCAAGUGAUUGUUCACUAUAAACACGUGUGUGUGUUUACAUCAAGCACAUGGUGUGUGUUUAUGUUCUAUUUGAUUGGAUGGCAUAUACCCGCAAUGCGGUUUUACGGGUAUAUGCGCUCAUGAGAUUCGUGAAAAGCAUGAUUAAGUAUUACUUAAGGGGUUCGUUUGAGAAAAUAAAGUUAUUCGAAGUUUGCCUAUAGUUAACGUAGCAGCAGUUCGUUAUUAUGUUUACCCACCCACCCACCCCUUUUAUGAGUUGGUUAUUGUUAAUGUGGGCAUAUACAAAUAUUACACUAUAUUAAUAUGAAUUUUUCCUCUUUUGUAGAUAGUUUUUGAUUGUGUUACUGUAUAUUCUAUUAUAUGAUUGGAUUGGUAGUGUGCUUGCUUGAAUUAAUAGUGAAGGACUUUAGUUUGAAGAAUUGUGAAUGUAAUUAAUAUUAAAGGCUGCUACACCUGUAGGCACACUUAUCCUAUUUAUGUGUUGUUUUAUUUAUUAAAUAAUUUAUAUUCGUUUGA